Molecule: messenger RNA, 1193 nt
Organism: Paramecium octaurelia
Lineage: Eukaryota; Ciliophora; Oligohymenophorea; Peniculida; Parameciidae
Source: the annotation of a GenBank genome assembly
AUGUACAGCAAUCUCAUCAGCUCUAGUCAAAUGACUCUGAAAAGGGAAUCCAGUAUUAAUGUGAUGGAAUAGAAUGAUAUGGUACUAAUUUUAGAGCCUAAAACAUUAUUCUAAUGCUUAUCGACAUUACUAUUUUAAACGGACAUUUAUCAAUUAUAAAUACAAACCUUAUGUUUACAAUAAUUUAAAUAACAUCAUAAAACAUUGAAUAAUGUGAGUUCCUUAGCUGAAUACAUAAUAAAUUAGCAAUCUGAGCAGUUUGAAUAUGUAAAAAGUUUUAAAUGAUGAUAGCUCAAUUUAGAGAUGAUUUCUUAGAUUUUUAAGGUGAAGAUUGAAUUGUACUUUAUUGAUGAUGGUCUCUUGUCGAUGAUAAUAAAUCAUGGGUACACGAAGACCAUAAGGAUAUUUAAGGAGGAUUACAAUUAUUAUGAAUUAUAGACAAAUUCGUAUAGGAAGAAGUUUAAGUUCAUAAAGAAGAUAAUAGAUCAAACAAUCAAUUCAUUUCUAUAGAUAAACAAUACAGUCUUAUACAAUAGACCUCUGUCGGAGGAGGGCAGUCAGAAACUGCAUCCAUCUCUGAAUGUAGUGCUUUCGAUGAAUGACUUAGGAAAUAUUGGAUUGAGUGUCCAAAGUGCAAAAACCUAGAAAAUUGAUAAAUAGUAUCAAUCUCAAACUCUCACACCACAAUUAUAAAAAAUUAUGAAUGUUAACUAAUAUUCAGCUAAAUCGCCGCAUGCUCCCAUAACUCUAAGGACUUCAUAAAAAAGCAACAGUGUCUUUAAUUUUCAAGGUAGUUAAGUGUAAUAAAUUAUAGAGGAACAUGAGGACACAUUAUUUCUAUAAAAUAUUAUCACGUAUGCAUAAUCCUAUAUACCUUUAGGAAAACCUACUAGAAUCCACAAUAGACACAGCAAUAAAUUAUUGCAAGCCAACCUGAAAGGGUAAUUGGAUACUUGAAAUUCUAUAAUGAAAGCAAACAGUACGGUUUUUUUUUGGAUGAUAAAAACAACAAGGACAUAUUUGUUCAUCAAGAUGAUUUUAAAAAGUCUUGUGUAGAUCCAGAGUGUUAUAAAAAAAAGAGGAAAGGAUUGGUUCCUUACUUUAGUUUUCAAGUUAUCAUGUAUUAGGGAAAGAACCAACCAAAUGUCAAGGCUAUUGAUAUUAAGUUUGAAAGAUUUGAUUAAUAAAAAUGA